Molecule: messenger RNA, 1747 nt
Organism: Poeciliopsis prolifica (blackstripe livebearer)
Lineage: Eukaryota; Metazoa; Chordata; Actinopteri; Cyprinodontiformes; Poeciliidae
Product: zinc finger protein OZF-like
Exons: 1
Coding region: 1-1326 (441 amino acids)
Biological process (GO): regulation of DNA-templated transcription
Molecular function (GO): DNA-binding transcription factor activity, RNA polymerase II-specific; RNA polymerase II cis-regulatory region sequence-specific DNA binding
Source: RefSeq, a predicted model, not a curated record
AUGCUCGCUGCAGAUGUUAAGCAGAUGCUGAUGGUUAAAGAAGAAGCUCCUGAAGACCACAGAUCUGUUGCUGGGCUGCAUGACCCAAAACCCUGGCAGAUAAAGGAGGAAGAGGAGGAAGUCUGCAUCAGUCUGGGAGGAGAGCAGCUCAGCGGGAAGGAGGAGAUUGAUGCCAUGAGGUUUCCAGUCUCUGCUACUCUCAUAAAGAGUGAGGAUGAUAAACAGUUCAUUCUGCUCUCACAGAAUCUUUAUAAAGAUGAAAUUAAAGACAGAGAUCUUCCAAAAGAAAGUGAUGGGGGAGAAUCCAUCAAAAUAGAAAACUGUGGAGAUGCUUCUAUUCCCUUAAAGACUGAAGAUACUGAGAAGGAUGAAGAGGACGACGAUGUAAACAAGUCUACUUCUGAGUUAGAUUCUGGUCUAAAAACUGAGAACUUGGACAAUGACUCAAAGGAGAGAAGAGCUCCAGAAUCAGAAGGAAACAUUAACAAACCUUUUAACUCAGAGUGUCAUGAACAAUUUGUUCACUCUUGCUCUCUUCAGAAAGAUAUGACAGAUUCAGAAAUGGGAUCUUCGACCACUGUGGGUAAUAAAUGUUUAACAGAGAAGAAAAAUGUGGACUCAAAAAGUAAGAUCCAGACAGGAGUGAAGUUGAGCUGUGAAUACUGUGGUAAAACAUUUUCUGGUAAAUACACUUUAAACACACAUGAGAGAAUCCACACAGGGCAGAAACCUUUCUGUUGUGAUCUCUGUGGACAAAGGUUUAACCAAAAAUCAACUUUAAACAGACACAUGAGAAACCACACAGGACAAAAACCUUUCAGCUGUGAUUUUUGUGAACAAAAAUUUAGCCAGAAAUCACAUUUAAUCAGGCACACGAGAAACCACACUGGACAGAAACCUUUUUGUUGUGACUUUUGUGGACAAAGUUUUAGCCAAAAAUCACAUUUAAGCAGACACAUGAGAAACCACACUGGAGAGAAACCUUUUGGUUGUAACUUAUGUGGACACAAAUUUGGUGAGAAAUCAAAUUUAAACAUACACAUGAGAAUCCACACAGGACAGAAACCUUUCUGUUGUGAUAUUUGUGGACAAAAUUUUGCCGCAAAAUCAAAUUUGAUCACGCACACGAGAAGCCACACAGGACAGAAACCUUUCUAUUGUGAUCUCUGUGGACAAAAAUUUAGCCGAAAAUCACAUUUAAACACGCACAUGAGAAUCCACACCGGACAGAAACCUUUCUGUUGUGACCUCUGUGGACAGAAAUUUAACCAAAAAUCUAAUUUAAACACACACAUGAGAAUCCAUACAAAAGGAAAAAAUGUUUAGCUAUUAAUACUCAAACUGCGAUUAUUUAUCACAACAUUAUUGUCAUUAACGUCAAGAGUUUUCUCUCUGUGGUUUCUGCAUUAUCUCGUAAUUUUGGUAUUUUAUUUCUUAAACAAUUAGCUGUAAUAGACUUUAUUUGAGAAAUAUUUAUUUUAGAUAUAAAAACCAUACAGUAAUACUGUAACAAUACUGCAGGUUGUUUAGUUUUUAGAAAUUUUAAUAAAAUACUGUCACACAAACGUCACCAUGUUGUUCACGCUGCAAUGCAUUUUGGGUAAAUGACAUCCAUAGGUCCAACUGCACCAGCUCCGUCCAGCCAAACCAGCAAUGACGAACGUCAUUGAGCCUUUUUGAUUUGAACCGGAGCACGUUAAAAUCAAUGGGAAUGUAGAAUGAAAAUGACAAUAAACAAACAGAUGAA